AGGGCACGUGAUCUCACUGCACCGACAUGUACCAUCUCCUCAAGGGCUUACACGAAUAUCUUACAAGAAAGGAGGAAUUUUCAAUAAUUAUCAUUGGCCUUGAUGGUGCUGGGAAGACGACAUUUUUGGAAAAAAUCAAGACUCUGUACAAUGACACUCCAGGACUUGAACCCUCUCAGAUUGGACCUACCGUCGGGCAAAAUAUUGGAAAGGUUUCUCUGCCAUCUACAAUCCUCAACUUCUUCGACCUCGGUGGUCAACGCAGCAUGCGUUCGAUAUGGCAUCGUUAUUACGAUGAUUGCCAUGCUGUCGUCUUCGUGAUCGAUGCUCAGGACCGUGAGCGACUGGGCGAGGGGUGGGAAGUCUUCGAUUCAGUUCUAUCUGCUCCUCAAAUCCUCAAUGUCCCGCUUCUCCUACUUGCAAACAAGCAAGAUUCACCCCACAGUUUAUCGGCCACAGAGAUCAGACACGACUACGAAACUUGGGAUCGACACAGACGAGAAUACGCAAGGAGGCGAUUUGGGGAGGACGAAGAAGCAGAGCUGGAACGGAGGCGUCAACGUAUCGCUAGCUUAGACGUCAUGGGUAUAUCGGCACUCGAUGGACAAGGCAUACGUGAAGCCGUGGACUGGUUGUUUUUGCGAGUCCAGAACAGUAGAAGAAACGUUGAUGACAAAUCUUCGAAAGGUGGCUGGUGAAUUACAUGAGCAUCUGCGAACGUUUUGGUAUCGCUUGAAGGUGUUGUUUCUAACCGACCAACUGUAUGUACAUCGUAGGCACUGGCAACAGAAUCACUGCAUGAUUAUCGUG
This is a messenger RNA of Pisolithus orientalis, 810 nucleotides long. Its product is annotated as P-loop containing nucleoside triphosphate hydrolase protein. Gene Ontology annotation, cellular component: Golgi apparatus. Lineage: Eukaryota; Fungi; Basidiomycota; Agaricomycetes; Boletales; Pisolithaceae. The transcript has 7 exons. The record is from RefSeq and is a predicted model, not a curated record. Gene Ontology annotation, molecular function: GTPase activity; GTP binding. The coding region runs from base 27 to 698 and encodes 223 amino acids. Gene Ontology annotation, biological process: protein localization to organelle; Golgi to plasma membrane protein transport; intracellular protein transport.